Molecule: messenger RNA, 1106 nt
Organism: Ectocarpus siliculosus
Lineage: Eukaryota; Phaeophyceae; Ectocarpales; Ectocarpaceae
Source: the annotation of a GenBank genome assembly
CUAAAUACAUACCUUGGGAGGAUACCUCUCUUUAGAUCACCUCUACUUGCUCGCUGCUGCACCGAACAAGGAGCGAGGACUACUGCUGCCCAUUAUCGGCAUGGUGGACAUCAGGCCUGCAAAUCUAUCCGCAGCUCGAUGUCAGCACGACGAGAUGGAUGAAGACCAUUCUACUGUGACGGCAACCCCGUCCACAUCAUCAUACCAGAGCGGGGGGAGUUACAGCAGUGUUGCGGAUACCCACCACUAUCGACAAGCGGGAAUGGGCCCUGCUCGUACGGAACGAUUAGCACCUAGUCAAGACCACACCGGCGUUCAAUUUUCGCCGCCCGCUCCGAGCUUCCCCGGAACGCCGAGACCGAGCGAGUCCUUGAUGGCCUGCCACCGAUACUCGCGAGUGGUGCGGGUGCUGGCCAUCCUCGAUGCGAUCAUUGUUUUGUGCGGCGCUUCCGCCUUCACGCCUUUAAUUCUCAUGAUAUGGGGUCCGAUCGCGGGUUACCUUGCGUCCAACUUCCGAUUAAGAGCAGCCUUCACCUUCCUCUUCUACUACGGCCUGAGGAUUUCUUGGGACAUUGGAUGGAUACUUAGCGGCGGGAUAAAGUGGGUUGUUGUCUGGGUGUUUCUGUUCACCGAUGUAGCCGCAUCGGGGCUGGUGUACUUCUUCGUGGUGCUUCUAUGUCGUUGUUCCACCGCUGAGGUGGAGCAUCUGCGAGAUCCGAACACCGCGUGGGCGUCGGCGUUCUUCCCGCUCUCCGUCGGUGCUACGCCAUUCGAGGGAUCUCCGGACAACUAGAUGGAUAGUGCUUCGCGGGCACGCUGUGGUUUGGUCCUUUGAUCCAUGCUAUUUGUUGUUGCUGUUGUUGUUGCUGUUGUUGUUUGUUGGGGUUUGUGGUGUCAUCUUUUUUGUCUUCUUCACAAGAAAACAGUUCGGCUCGCUAUCUCGUACGCCGUUUUCCGCACGAAAACUCGGAAGCGAUAGAAGUAUCAUAAUGAUCUGGCUUUCGACGUGAGAUCCGCGUGUGAAGUGAACUGAAAUCUCUAAGUUUCAUCAAGACCAGUCUCGAAGCACUCGAGCUGUCAGGAAGACGCUUGUGCAUGCGUAGCUG